GUCCAAUAUUAAAAUUAAGAGUUGAGUACGGGAGAACAGCACAUGAUGGCCCAUGUUACUCUGUUGAAAUUUUGGAACAUAGGGCCUAUAAAUAUUCACCCCUGCUUCCGUAGAGAUCAACGUCAAAGCGAUUGAAGGUGAAAAAUCAGCCACCGAUCGAUCCAGGAGGAAAUGAAGAUGGGAGGCCUUGGCUGCUUUGGGAUCGCAUUAAUACUAAUGGGUGUUGUUGGAUUCUCAGGCCCUGCUCAAGCUCAAUUGACUAUGAACUUUUACCAAAAAAGCUGCCCAAACGCAGAGCAGCUUGUCAAAAAAUUCGUCGAGGAUCACAUCCCAAAUGCUCCAUCCUUAGCAGCAACAUUGAUCAGAACGCACUUCCAUGAUUGCUUUGUCAGGGGUUGUGAUGCAUCUGUGCUUCUGAACUUUACAUCAACCAACCCAAGCAACGCCACAGAGAAGACGGCCACUCCAAAUCUGACGCUCAGGGGAUUCAGCUUCAUAGACAGGGUGAAGAGCGUGGUUGAAGCAGCGUGCCCCGGCGUGGUCUCCUGUGCAGACAUUAUUGCUUUGGUUGCUAGAGACGCCAUUGUUGUUACAGGAGGGCCGUCGUGGAAUGUUCCGACGGGGAGGAGAGAUGGGGUGAUCUCAAAUCAAACAGAAGCAUUGAACAAUAUUCCCGCUCCAACCUUCAACUUCUCCGCUCUCCGAACAUCUUUUGCUAACAAGGGUCUUGAUGUCAAGGAUUUGGUAUUGCUUUCCGGCGCACACACAAUCGGCAUAGCUCACUGUUCCUCGUUCUCAAACCGGCUGUACAAUUUCACCGGCGUCGGAGACGAAGACCCGGCGCUGGACAGCGAGUACGCCGCCAAUUUGAAGGCCAAGAAGUGCAAAACCGCCACCGACAACUCCACCAUAGUGGAGAUGGAUCCGGGAAGUUUCCGGACCUUCGAUCUGAGCUACUACGGGCUUCUUCUGAAGCGCCGAGGGCUGUUCCAGUCCGACGCCGCUCUCACCACCAACUCCAACUCCACCGCCCUCGUCAAGCAGCUCCUCCAGGGCUCCCUCGCCAACUUCUACACCGAGUUCGCCCGCGCCAUGGAGAAAAUGGGUCGGGUCGAAGUCAAGACCGGGUCGACCGGCGAGAUCCGAAAGCACUGUGCCUUGGUGAACAGCUAGUGCAUGCGGGGACGAAUCUGUUGCUUUUCAAUUUUUUUGCGUUUUGCGCUGUUUGGGGCAGUGGUGUUUUUGUAAUCGUAGUGGAUUAAAAUGGAUCAUCAUCUGGUAAGAAGGGAUUGCUUUAUUUAUUCGUGGAAGUGUUUGGGUAAUUUGAGAUUGUGUUAUUUUAAUAAUUUAAUUAAUAAAAUAAAUGUGCUCUUCUGUUGGUGUGCUUGUAGAAUAA
This is a messenger RNA of Malania oleifera, 1396 nucleotides long. Its product is annotated as peroxidase 3-like. The transcript has 4 exons. Gene Ontology annotation, cellular component: plant-type cell wall; plasmodesma. The record is from RefSeq and is a predicted model, not a curated record. NCBI's taxonomy places the organism in Eukaryota, Viridiplantae, Streptophyta, Magnoliopsida, Santalales, Ximeniaceae. Gene Ontology annotation, molecular function: peroxidase activity; heme binding. Bases 172 to 1173 code for a protein of 333 amino acids. Gene Ontology annotation, biological process: response to oxidative stress; hydrogen peroxide catabolic process.